CCAGAUGGCGGGAAAGAGUCCCGCCGGGGUCAGCGGGCCGCCAUUAAAGAGCAGAAGGAGAAGAAGACACAACACGGCCGGUUGGUCCAGACUCGAGCUGUUAGACUCUAACUGGCGACUUUACUCCGGAACUACAGGUUAAAUCGGUUAACCGAGUAUCUGUGGAGCUCGUGAGGAGAUGAACCGUUAACCGGAGAUUUUAAUCUGAAUCUGUCUGUUAACAAGCUAGCCUAGCCACUUAGCUUUAGCUUAGCUGCGUCCCGGAGGAUGGGCCGAGGAUCCGGACCGACCCGGGGCCGCCCGCUGCCGGGGGGAGACGGGCCGCCGUUCGACAUGGGGCCGCCGGGCUGGGGGCCCCCGCCGCCGGGAGGCUGGGGGCCUCCGCCGCCGGGAGGCUGGGGCCCUCCGCCGCCCGGUGGAUGGCCUCCGCCGCCUGAGGAAUGGGGACCCGCUCCGCCCGGGGGGUGGGGACCCGCUCCGCCCGGGGGGUGGGGGCCCCCUGAAGAGUAUGACCCCAGGGACCUUCCACCGCGCUGGAGAUUGAGGGGACCCUCGCCGCCACCGGGCUGGGGCCGCCACCCCGACGACUGGCUGCGCCCCCCUCACCCCGAGGACCUGAGGCUCCCUCACCCUGAUGACUGGAGACCCCCUCACCCCGAUGACCUGAUACCCCCUCACCCCGACGACCUGAGGCCCCCUCACCCCGACGACUGGAGACGCCUUUACCCCGACGACUGGAGACCUCCUCAUCCGGACUGGAGACCCCCCCAUCCAGACUGGAGACCUACCCAUCCAGACUGGAGACCCCCCCAUCCAGACUGGAGACCCCCUGAGGACUGGGGACCCGACAGGCCUCCCCAUCCGGGCUGGGGACCCCCUGGUUGGGGUCCGGACCGCCCCCCUGAGUGGGGACCCGAGGUCGUCCCCCCCGGACCUCUCCCUCCGAUGCCCCCUCCAGGCCUGACUCCUCCUCCUCCUCCUGUGGGGAUUCCUCCUCCGGACCCGGCAGCCUUCGGCCCGAUGCCUCUGGCCCCGCCCUGCGUGCCCCCGCCCUGCGUGCCCCCCCCGGGGUACCCGGCGUACCCCCCUCUGGGCUGGACGGGAGAGACGGUGGUGGAGGAGCCGAUGCCCAACCCUCCACCGGACCAGCCGGAGUGGAUCAAAGCUCUGAUCUCGGCUCCGCCCCCUGACUCCGCCGCGGGGGAACCAAAGAAACCCAGCGAGGACCCGGACCCCGCCAAGCCUCCGGAGGCCGACCCCCCCGCCCCCCCCAAAGCUAAAGCUAAAGCCAGAGGGGACACCAGCAGGACGGCCCGGGCGCUCGGCCUUCUGGGAAAACGCCUGUUUGAUAAACCUCCACCGGGACGCUCCACAGGCAUCAUCUCCUUCAUCGGGCCGUCGUUCGGCUACAUCGAGAGAGAAGAUCUGGAGAAGUUCACCUUCAGCUUCGACGCUUUCUUUGGAAACCCCAAAGCCAUGCAGCCCGGGGUCAGAGUUCACUUCACCGCCUGCAAGGAGAAGAUCAGUCUGAUCGCCACGGACGUCAAAGUGGCGCCGGGCGGGACGGAGAACGUGGACACGGAGAUCUACGAGGCCGUGGUCAGCCAGCCCGUCGCCGAGCCUCAGCCCGGGGAGCGCCAGUACCCGGGUCAGGUCCACGUGGACCUGGGUCCACUGAGGACCAACCUGACGUUUGAGAGGAAGGACAGCACGGUGACGCUGCUGAAGGACGACCACGUCCUCAUCAACCUGCUGACGGACAUCGUUAGUGAGAAGAGACGAGCCACCAACAUCAAACCUAAGAUCCCCUCCACCUUCAGCCACACGGGGGAGACCAGGGAGCAGGGCGUCAUCAUCAGCCUGAAGGACGGCGAAGGCAUCAUCCGCUGCGACGCCCACGGCGAGCUGCCCUUCCACAUCACAGAGAACUUCAGCGACGUGGAGUUCACCGACGACGACGUCAGCGAGGAGGUCGAGUUCACCGCCAUCACGCUGAGGGCGGGGAAGAGGGCCAUCAGGAUCCGGCGGGUGAAAGAGCCGCUCCUGCUGACGCUGUCCGCCGCCACCGCUGCCGCCGCCGCCGCCGCAGAGGAGGCCGCCUCCCACAGAGAGGACGAGGACAGCGACGAGGAGUGUCUGCUCAGAGACAAGGCCGCCGGCGGGAAACCCGAGAUUAUCGCCGCCAACAUGAAGCUGGACGCCGAGCUGUACGAAGGCAUCGUCAGCCAGCCCAUCAUCGAGCCCACGCCCACCAUGAAGGGUUACCCGGGUCAGAUCCACGCCAACAUCGGCCCCAACCGCACCAACGUGACCUUUGACCACCGGGACUGUGGCGUCACGCUGCUGAAGAACGACCACGUGCUGAUCAACCUGCUGGUGGACCUGACCACCAGGAAGAGGAGAGCCGCCAACAUCAGGCCCAAGGUCCCCUUCACCUUCAGCUACACCCGGGAGACCAGGGAGCAGGGCGUGGUCACCUUUCUGGGUCCUGAAGAAGGAAUCGUUAACUCUGAGGAGCACGGAGAGCUGCCCUUCGACAUCUGUGAGAACUUCAGCGACACCGAGUUCAACAACAGCGACAUCCACAAGGAGGUGCAGUUCACGCUCGCCACGGUGAAGUCACAGAAGAGAGCCAUCAGGCUCAUGAGGAUCAAGACGGGCGGGGACAAAAUCCUGGAGGAGCAGAAAAGACGGGAGGAGGAGGACAAGAGGAGGAGGAAGGAGGAGGAGGAGAGGAGGAAACAGGAGGAGGAGGAGAGGAAGAGGAGGGAGGAGGAGCAUCAGAGAGUCUCGGAGAAGAAGAAGAAGGAGGAGGUGGCAGCCGCGCUGGAAGCUGCAAAAUGCAAAUGGACACCGCUCGGCUUUAAAAUAAGGAACCCGAACACGCUGGACGACAUCAGCAAGGAGCGAUUCGAAGGCACCGUCCUCAGAGCCAUUUCCAAAUAUCCACGUAAAGAGAUCAAGAAGGAGCCGGAGGAGAACAAGGAGGAACAACCAGGAGAACAAGUGCUCCCCGGACAGGUCAAAAUUAAAGUGGAGAAAAUGGACGAAGACGAGCAGAAAGAGGCUAGUGAAAGACCUGAAGGAGAGGGAGGACAGGAGGUGAAGAUGGAGACAGAGAAGGAGGUGAAGAAAGAGGAGGAGAAGAAGUGCCAGGGUGGAGGAGAAGCAGCAGCUGGCAGCAAAGUGAAACAGGAGCCGGAGACGGGUCGACUGGUGAUGACCGUCGACGGGCAGCAGAAGCAGCUUUCCUUCACCGCCGACGACCUGCUGACCACCGCCACCAUGCUGGACGGAGACAAGGUGCGCUUCAACAUCGCCACGCACCAGGAGAGCCGAGAGGAGCGCGCCACCUUCGUGGAGAUCCUCCCCGCCUCCUUCGAGGAGUCCAUCGAGCAGCGGAGACACGGCAUCGUGAUCGAGUUCUCCCACGACUCGGGACUCAUCAAGUGCUCCCAGAACCCCCAGCUGUACUUCCACAUGUCCGAGGUGAUCGAGAAGAAAAGACUGGAGCUCAACGAGAAGGUCGAGUUCAGCGUCGUCCCGCAUGAAACAGCGGAGGGGGGGCUCCAGGCCAUCAGGAUCAAACGCUUCACUGAGAGCGUUUUCCUUCCUGUUCGUAAGCUGAGUGGUGUCGGGGCCAAUAAAGGAAAGAUGACCAUCAAGCUGACAAAAGCUUCAGAAGAAACUGAGAAAGAGAAACCAGAGACGGACAAGCUGAAGGCGGUGGUGAAGAGUCUUAGAGCACAGGACAGCAAGUCCAGUAUGGGCAGAAGGGAUUACGGCUCCUCUCGGCGCAGGUAUGGCAGGAGCAGGAGUAGGAGUAAAAGCAGAAGUCCUCGCAGGAGUCGGGCCAGGAGUAGGAGUAAAAGCAGGAGUCCACACAGAGACCAGUUUGGACGUAUCCUCAAAAGGAGACGCAGCACCAGCGCUGACCGCGAUCGGAAAAGCAGCAAGUACAGGCGAAGCCGAGAGACGUCGAACAGGCGAACCAAGAGCCGAAGCAAGAGCUCCAGCAGGAGCCGCAGCAGGAGCCGCAGCAGGAGCAGGAGCAGGAGCAGGGACAAAAACAAGGACAAAGCUGUCAAGAAGAGGAGCAAAAUCAGCACAGAGCGCGAAGAAAGUCACAGGAGGAGGAGGGAGAUGAGCCCUCCGCCCAGGCGCGGUGGAGUCGUGGACGAUGAGCUGGCGAGGAAGAAGCGGGAGCUGGAGGAGCUGAACGACAUGAUUGCCUACAAAAAGUCACUGGUGGACAUAGACCCCAGAGACCUGGACCCAGGACAGAGGACCUGCAUAGACUACGACCACGGCAGGAUCGCUGUCCCACUCGCUGAGUACAAACCAGUCCGGUCCAUCCUGAAGAAACGAGCAGAGGGACCUGAUUAUCACCCUUCUCAGCCUUAUGAUGACCCUUACUACGACCGGCCGUACAGUUCUUUCCCCGAUCGGCGAUACGCCGAGCGCUACGGUGACCCUUACGCCAGUCGUGCCUACACCGAUCGGCCUUAUGGCGAGCGUCCCUACCCUGACCGGCCUUAUGAAAGUCGUCUCUAUGGUGAACCUUCCUAUAGUGGCCCUCCGUCUGCCAGCCAGCGGUACACUGAUCGAUACGACGUUUAUGACGAACCUUAUGACGAUCGCUACUAUGACCCGGCAUAUGCAGACCGACCUUACAGUGAUCCAUAUCGCCCUGUCAAACGGAGCCAGUCUCCAGAACCCCAUGGUCCCUCACCUUCUUCCCAGUCCAGCCAAGUUCCCGCUGCCUCCGCCGAACAUCCCUUGACACAUUCUGCUGCCUCUUCCCAACUCCCUUUCAGACCUCCUUCCCCAACAGAACCUCCUCCUAGAAGCCCCUCUCCCAAACUGAAGAACGCCAUACCAUGCCAGGACCCUCCAGCUGUGAAACCACCCCUCGAUCGCUUCCUCGACAUGCUUAAUAAAAAGAAGGUUGAGGAAAUAAAAACUGAACCGGUUCAUGUGAGUGAUGACCUUCUGCCUCAUGAGCGGGCGCUUCAAGAUGGCAGGGGAUUCUCUCGGAUUGUGGGACUGGCUCAAGAGCAACCCAGCAGCAGUCUAGCUCUAGAAGAGCAAAAGAGACAGCUAAGCCCUAGAAGGUCCUCAUUAGAGAGGACAAGUGAGGAACCAAAGAUCAAGACCGAACCCUACGACAAGAUCCAAAGUCUGCUACGUACGAUCGGCCUGAAGCUUAGCACAGGAGACAUGUCCAAACUGGCAAGCCGAGCCCAGGAGAGGAUCUACAGUCCGAAGUCCUCAUCCACAGAAAGAGAGACUUUGUCAUCCCCAAGGGAAGAACUGAAAACUAGUAGAACUGGUUCUGUUGAAUCAGAUCACAUCCAUUCCCCCUCACCUGCCAGGUCCUCCAGUGUGGAGCCACUGAGCAGGUCCAAAGCUGUCUCUGAGUAUGAAGGAUUCCUUGACCAGCAAGAGCUUGAGGCACUAAAGAAGGCGCAACAGCUGCAGAGUCUUACCAAGACAAUGGGAAGCACGCCCUCCCCCAUUCCUCCCCCAAAGCCUCCUCCUGGGCCCCCACCCGCCCACUGCCAACAUCCCCCGGCACCUCUCAACUGGUCUCUUGGAGUCACUGCUCAGAUUCCCCCAGAGCAGAACUCCCCAACACCCAGCACCUGCGCUCCUCCUACAGCUGCUCAGCCACCCCAGAGAUUUGGUCUUCCUGCAGGACCUCCUCCUGGAUUUUCUCCACGGCAUCCUGCACAGCCUCCCCCAGGACCUCCUCCGGGACCUCCACCCCGGCGCCCUCCGGGACAACCUCCUUUCGUUCCACCGUCCAGUCAUGCAGUCUUUCCGUUUAUUGGCCAGCCUCUUGCAGCUCCGCCCCUUAACUCCUCGAGUCCUCUGCAGCCUUUAACCACUGCUGCAGUAUCACCACCACCAACAACAACUGCAACAUCCAGUCCUGCGAGCGAUAACGAAUCCACCAUCUCUACGACAGUGGCCAGAUGCCUAAAGGUCAUAGAGACGGUAAAAUCUCUGGCUGUGCAGGCACCAGCCAAACCGGUUAAAUCAGUCCAGUUCAGCUUACCUUCAGUCUCUCCACCAACCUCCAGUCUGCAGCCCUCGACAGAGACCGACGAUGACAUAAAGACCAAGCAGAAGGAGAAGCUGGAUUUGUAUAAUCAAAGGGUUUUGGAAAAGCGGGAGCAACACUACAAGGAUUGGCUGGUCCGCAGAAAACAGGGCGGGGACUGGAAGGACGGCCCAUCGAGCUUCCCAGGCGUCCCGACGGCCAGCGAGCCGAAGAAGGUUUGGAUCUGCGGCCACUCGCUGGUGUACUGGGCCGAGUCCAGGGCCAAGUCUCCGGAGGUAGGUAUGCAGCUGGGCAUGGACCCCAGCAAGGUGACCAUCUGGUGGAAAGGCACGCAGGGCAUGACCUGGUCCCAGCUGCUGCCCCAGCUGCACCAGCUCAAAGUCACCUGGCCCAACCCCGACGUGCUCAUCAUGCACCUGGGCGGCAACGACCUGAGCACCGACAGCCCCACCGACCUGCUGGCCUCCGUCAAGAAGGACCUGACCUCCAUGAGGAGCAUCUUCCCGCAGUGCGUCCUGGUGUGGUCCAACAUCCUGCCCCGCCGGGUGUGGCGCCACUCGUCCGACAGCCACGAGGUGGACCUGGUCCGCACCACCGUCAACCGCAGGAUCCAGAACAUCGUGUCGGAGCUGGGCGGCACCUCGCUGACCCACGACAACAUCCGCUGCGGCGCCAACACGGGCCUGUACCGCGCCGAUGGCGUCCACCUGUCCCCCAAAGGGAUCGACGUCUUCAACCUCAACCUGCAGGACUUCCUGGAGAAGUGGGAGCUGGAGACAAACUAGGGUAUCAAGUCUUUCUGUUUUAAUGCCGUCUCUUUUAUUUCUAACGAUAGUUCACAUGAUUAAAUUCCAGCUAAUAAAAGUUUCAGUAAACAGUCGCGUUGGUUGAUGGACAGAAACAUGUUUGUGCGUCUGAAACAAUAAAUGAGUGAAACCUGA
Centropristis striata (black sea bass) is the source of this 7008-nucleotide messenger RNA. RefSeq lists its product as uncharacterized. The transcript is spliced from 22 exons. Lineage: Eukaryota; Metazoa; Chordata; Actinopteri; Perciformes; Serranidae. The coding region runs from base 268 to 6852 and encodes 2194 amino acids. The record is from RefSeq and is a predicted model, not a curated record.